AUAUCCCCUGGAAGCAGACGGGCAUGAUUUUAGCGGACCGCACCCAGGCCGCGCUCCUCACCUGGGAGUAGUGCAGGGCUGCUGCUGUGUAGUCCCGGGCCUGGAAGCUGGAGUUCCCUCUCUCCCGGCUCGCAGCCGCCUGGCCGGCGUCCUUGUCUGCGCGGAAGCCCGCAGAGAUGUCGUCCAGCUCCUGCACAUCCCGCACACUGUGGUGAUGAGGACACGAACACGCUUGCAGAGCUCACCCGAGACAGACCGACGCGCGUCCAGCCAGCCCACCAACAGUGACACGCCCUGCUCAAUGACUCAGCCGUCCACAAUCCUCGACUGCAGCUUCUGAACAUCCGGCAGAUUGCAAGUGCCAAUGAUCCACCACGGUAUCGCCUGAAGAUGAGCGAUGGCGUGCACACUUACGCUUCAUUCCUGUUGGCCAGCCAGUUAAACAAGCUGCCACAGGACGGCAUCCUUGUUCCGCUGUCUGUCUGCAUGUUGAAGAGGACCGUCAGCAACACUCUGUCCGACGGAAGGUGCGUUUUGACCAUCAUUGAUAUGGAGGUGGUCGCAUCAGCUGCAGACAGCGGAGGCCAAGUUGGUGACCCCAUUCCGUACAAACCAGGUUUGGCUUCAUCCUCUCCAACUUCAUCUCCGUCGUUUGACGCCUCACCAGGGCCGUCCAGCAGUCACACCUCAACUUCUUACCGAGGCCAAGGAAGUGGCUUAGUUGGAAUGUCGCCCUUGAAGACCUCACCCAUGAAGGCCUCACCCAUGGAGGCCUCACCCAUGAAGGCCUCACCCAUGAAGGCCUCACCCAUGGAGGCCUCACCCAUGGAGGCCUCACCCAUGAAGGCCUCACCCAUGAAAGGAGGCAGCUCCACAGCAGCACGACCGACAGUGAUUUCCAUCUCCGACCUUCACCCUUACAUCAGCAAGUGGACCCUCAGAGCCCGAGUCACCCACAAAUCUGAUGUACGCAACUGGAGUAACUCGAGAGGCGACGGGAAGCUCUUCUCCUUUGAGAUCGUGGAUGAGAGUGGAGAGAUCAGAAUCGCUGCCUUCAACCAGGAAGUGGACAAGUUUUUCUCUCUCGUGGAGCAAGGCAAGGUCUACUACAUCUCUAAUGGAACACUCAAGCCUGCAAACAAACAGUACACGACCGUCAAGAACGACUUUGAAAUGACCUUAAAUGCCAACUCCUCCAUCGUGCUGUGUGACGACAACCAGCGGAUCCCCAUGGUUCACUGUGACUUUGUGAGCAUCGCAGAGCUGGACCACAGAGACAAAGACGCCCUCGUUGCCUCAACUUCUUACCGAGGCCAAGGAAGUGGCUUAGUUGGAAUGUCGCCCUUGAAGACCUCACCCAUGAAGGCCUCACCCAUGGAGGCCUCACCCAUGAAGGCCUCACCCAUGAAGACGUCACCCAUGGAGGCCUCACCCAUGAAGGCCUCACCCAUGGAGGCCUCUCCCAUGAAGUUCUCUCCCAUGAAAGGAGGCAGCUCCACAGCAGCACGACCGACAGUGGUUUCCAUCUCCGACCUUCACCCUUACAUCAGCAAGUGGACCCUCAGAGCCCGAGUCACCCACAAAUCUGAUGUACGCAACUGGAGUAACUCGAGAGGCGACGGGAAGCUCUUCUCCUUUGAGAUCGUGGAUGAGAGUGGAGAGAUCAGAAUCGCUGCCUUCAACCAGGAAGUGGACAAGUUUUUCUCUCUCGUGGAGCAAGGCAAGGUCUACUACAUCUCUAAUGGAACACUCAAGCCUGCAAACAAACAGUACACGACCGUCAAGAACGACUUUGAAAUGACCUUAAAUGCCAACUCCUCCAUCGUGCUGUGUGACGACAACCAGCGGAUCCCCAUGGUUCACUGUGACUUUGUGAGCAUCGCAGAGCUGGACCACAGAGACAUAGACGCCCUCGUUGAUGUGAUUGGCUUGUGCAAGAGUGCAGAUGACGUGUCCCUCAUCACCACCAGGGCCGGCAGAGAGGUCUCCAAAAGAGACCUGCAUCUCCUGGACAUGAGCGGGAAAGAAGUGACGGCGACUAUUUGGGGAGACGAGGCUGUGAAGUUUGACGGCUCUGGCCAGCCUGUGGUGGUGAUCAAAGGCGCGCGCCUGUCCGAUUUUGGGGGCCGCUCUCUCUCUGCUUCAUUCAACUCCACACUAAUGGUCAACCCCGACAUCCCGGAAGCUUUUCGCCUGCGCGCCUGGUAUGACCGGGAAGGUCACUCGCUUGACAGCCAGUCCCUGACGCAGACAAGGUCGCUGGGCAGAGGGCUGACCACCAACUGGAAAACUCUGAGUGACAUCAAAACUGAGCAGAUGGGACACACUGAGAAGGCGGACUAUUUCAGCUGUGUGGCAACUGUUGCGUACAUUCGGAAAGAGAAUUGUCUGUACCGAGCGUGUCCGUCUGCAGACUGCAACAAGAAGGUCAUGGAGCUGGAGGCCGGACUGUGGCGGUGCGACAAGUGUGACCGGGAGUUCCCCACCUUCAAGUACAGACUCCUGCUGUCGGUCAACUUGGCCGACUACGGUGAUCAGCAGUGGGUGACGUGCUUCCAGGACACGGCCGAGGUUCUUCUGGGUCAGAGUGCUGAAUCACUGGGACAUCUGCGAGACACAGACGAAGCGGCCUUCGAUGAAGUGUUCCGGAGAGUCAACUUGACAUCGCACAUCUUCAAGAACAGAGUGAAGCUGGAGACCUACAAUGACGAGUGUCGAGUGAAGGUGACCGUUCUGGAGGUGCUGCCGGUCGACCACAGAGAGUACAGCCGCAGACUCAUCCGGAACAUCCACAAAUUGGCCGUCUGAAUGUUAUCCGAGGGGAAGCCACUUCCACGAAGGACUGCUUUAAAAUCCUGCACCUCCGGUGACUUUUCUAACGUGUCGUUUCAUGUGGAGUCUCUCCAACAAGAUGGCGUCCGCGGCUUUUUCUUGGUGGCUGGAGCUGGUGGUGGCAGCAUGUGUGAAUCAUCCCUCUGGUUUUUAAUGUGCUCGCUGGCUGACAGAAGAGGCUGCCGAUGAGUCAGCUUUAUGUAAUUGCCUUGUUGUUUUAUUUUUUCAUCAGGAGAAUAGAUGAGACUCAAGCGUGGGAUUUGCACCCCAUGUUUAGCGAGUAAGGAAGCGGCCUGUGUUGGCUUGUUUGAUCGUGUGUGGUGGAUAAAAUCGUCUCACCGCUGCUCUGGUCAGGUCUUUCUGUGACGCCUGCUGGGAGCCAGCGUGGCUGCAAUCCAGACGGGGAGCAGCGAGGACAGCGCUGAAGCAGCCUCUGCUCCAGUAACGCCUGGCUCAAGGGCAGCAGGCAGCAGUGCCAGAGAGGUGGCCCUUUGCUCCGUCAUGUUUGUCAGGUACAGUCAGUCAGUCAGCAGUCACCUCCAAAACAAGUCAAACCGCUGGUCCACAGCUGACCUCGCACUCGCCGCGUCCACUCAGGCAGCAUCAGCAGGCUGCCGUGGCAACCAGCCCGUCCAGGUUUGGACCAUUUCUCUGUCAACCUGUUUGAUGUGAGGGACCUGAUGGACUUGGACAGGAGAGUAAACACAGAAGUGCUGGAGGGGUGAAGCAAGCACCAGUCCUCCCUCCAUCAUCCGUCCAUCCCUUUGACCUUCCAUCCGUCCGUUUGUCAUUUGAACAGCAGGUUCUCCAGAGCUUCUGUGGUGUCACGUGUCGUUGAUGAUAUUUGAGGAUUUUUGUUUCCCUGCUGGUGAAACCCCCUGAUGAGGCAGAACAUGGACAGACGGAGUGAAGCAAAGUUCAAAUUGUUCUCAAAGUCAUUUCCCGCUUUACGACGGUGACUGAAGAUGGAGACGUGUCAAUCUGCAAUCCCUCAACCGCCCCGGGGCCACAUGGGACACGAGCGGAGAUUAGGAAAUUCUCUCUAAGUCUGCUCCUUGGAGGACUUUAUCUGAAGCUGAUGUUCCAGGUAUCUGCUCCGUGGGAAAGUGGGGCAGCGCUGCAGCCGCGCAGACAGGAAAUGGAAAUGAGCCGCGCUAAUCUCCGAGGUCGCAGGCCGACCUGCGUUUUAUCUGUGUCUGGCUCAGUGGAGACACUGGUGUCUUCCAGCUGAAUCUCUCCAUCAUCCAGCUCCUUUCACAGGUUCACAUUAGUGGAGCAUCGUGUUCAUGUUUGACCUGAUCGUGUCUCAGUGUGGAUGGUUACAGCAGGCCGACGCCUGGGCCGUUGGUUCGUAGGUCAGAAGAUCACAUCGGGCCUUCAAUGGUCUGGCAGUCCAUGGAAACAGGUUCAGCCCAUCCCUUCGACACAGGAGGACGAGCCAUGCCGAGGACCACGAGGUGACAUGACAUCACAGCUUCCUGGCCGGACACAGGUGGAUCACAAGCUUGGCUGGUGCCACACACGCUGGGCCUGGAAGGAACCUGGACCUGAAGAAGUGCUGCUGGGACACAGUAUUUUGGAAGGGGAACAUCACACCUGAAAAAUGGUAGCGUGUCCUGAGAGGUGUGCGGUGUCUCCCAGACUCUACGCGGCUCAGACGGACUGUGAUGGGGAGCAUCUUUCAAACGUGUUGAGGGAAGGAAGUCUGGCUGUGGAGGAGCGACGUCCUUGGCUGUCGCUCUCUGCUCUUCUCUCAUUGGUCCUGAGAGGUGAUCAAAGUGGCAGCAGCUUGUCUGGAGGGAGCCGAGACGAAGGAGGGACGGAGAUGAGAGAGGAGGCUGGAAGGCGAGAGGAACAGUGGGAGGUAGAAACACCGAGGCAGCUGGCUGAGGGAGGUGGGGCGGGGAAGGUGGUGACGGAGAGGAGCGAUGCUGGAGACCAGACGUGGAGGAUGGAGUCUGAUGCUCCUCACUGUGUGCUGGCCAGGGCCUUCAGAGGUCAAACCGCCGCCCGCCCACCUGAUCUUCUGACCUCAGCUCUGUCCAGUCAAGAGGCGCGCAGCCCACUUCCUCACAGGUUGGUGUCACACAGGAAGAUGAUGCUGGUGAGGAAGCUGGAUCUGCUGCUGGAGGCACGUCUCCAGCCACAGUCCGUGAUGAAGCAGUUCACUUCUGAGACAAAGGACCAGGAAGACCAUCAGUGUGGUGCUUCACAUGGAGGGAGAGACUCAGCAGUCCACAUGUGCAGCAGCCAGUGAGGAGCUGCUGAGGUCACCGAACCCACACAGCUAUCUCAAGCAGCAGCCACCUACUCCGCCUCCUCUCUUCCGCUCCUUCCACGUCGGCUCACUUUUCUAAACGCCCAGGUCCUAAUUGGUCAGCGAAGGAGAAGAGAUUUGGAGAAACGCGUUUCUGGAGUGUUUGAAGCCAUGACCUGACUGUGCUGAGCCCCUUCAGAAGAUUCCUCCAACUCAGGCUGGAAAACCUUCCCAGAAUGCCACUGUGAGGGACAUGAUGAUGGUGAGCAGUGUGUCUGCUCUGAGCUCCUCACCUGCUCCUGAAGGCUCGGACGGAGGCCAGUGACCUCGCGCCAUCGCUGAGAGCCUGGUGAAGAAACCAGCGAGUAGUUUGGACUGUCACAGCCACGGCAGCCUUUCAUGGACCCUGCGGAGUCAGGCCCUCAUUCACCCUGGAGGUCACGGACGAGUGCUGUCCUCUGCAGAACUGCUGUUCCUCUCUGAGGGACCUGUGGCAGACGCCCACCAGGGAGGCGUGUGUUUCCUGUGUAGAGGUUUUCAUGUUUUUAUAUCUCACCAGGUAGCAGAGAUCCUCAAGACCACUCCAGCCAUCAGCAAGGUGAGUGACCUGCCCAGGGGGUCACCUGGCUUUCACCCUGGGAAGCUGGGGGAUCCUCCCACCACACUGAACCCGUGUUCCACUGCAGGGUUUGAGCUCCCAGCAGUCGCACCCUGCAGCCGUGUUUUCAACUUUCACACUGCGCAACCCGAAGGUCAGAGGUCAGGGCUCACCUCUGCGCUCUCCAGUCUGAGUUGGCUUCACGGCCGUCGCGCUGCAGCUGGGCACCAUGACCUACCAAUGACCCCAGGGGGAUGUGCUCUCACCGGUCGACCUCCCGCUCACCUGGCGCCAGGCUUCUCCUCAGGUCCAACUGUAGUGAGGUUUCCCUGCUAGCACUCUCCAAACUCUUCACUUCUUCCAUGAACUCUGCCACUUUUUAACUGUUUUCUUUCUUAUCACGCAGCUGCAGGGCUCAUUGUGGCAGACUAUUAGCACACACACACACUCACAGACGCACACACGUGCUUGCUGGCAGCAUCAAGCCAGCAAAUAGACCACCUCAGCCGUUUGAGGACACUUUCUGUUUAAUGUUAUUUAUAAACCGCUUUUGAGUCUGCCAUCGUUUGAUAACCACAUACAAAACAUUUGGGUUGCACAAAAGAAGACUGGAGCAGAGAAGAAUACAGGGGGUGGGGGAGGGGGGUGCAGGCAGGAGAGGAGGAGAGAUGCAUCAAAUAGAAAAGCAGCAGGGCGACGGUGGAGCGCCACCUGGAGUCACUCCGAUAAAAAAAAGUCCAGCUGCCCAACUCCUGCUCCAGACCGUCUUCCAGGUUCCUCUCAUCCUCACAGGGAUUUACACACACGUUCACAUGACCUGUGGAAUCACAGCAGCACGCACAGGUUCACCAGGAGGGGGCGCUAAAUCCUACAGAAGGCCGACUCUGGCGUCAGCGGACACUGAGCUCGUGGUCCCAGGAGUUGGUGUAAACCAGAAGGAACAUUGUGCUUGUUUGUUUGUGUCACCAAAAGAUGCUUGCAUACGGCCAGUUGCAGGUUCCGCUGCUGACCCGGGUCCCCGUCGGUGCUGGAGCCAUGCAGAUCUCUCCUCACCAAAGUUGAGUCCAGGACUCAAAAAGACCCUCCCAGAACCAGUGGCCUUGGAAUCCAGCGAAGGUCUGACUUCCUCUUGAGACACUGGAGUUUCUUCCUCCUGGCUCGACCGGACCGUGACUCGGACGUGGUGGUGGUUGACCUCACUGAGGUGUGGAUGGCAGAGUCUCCUCCUGUUCAGGGCAGGGUUCAUUCAAUCUCACCUGAUGAUCCAGUUUAGCUCACGGCCAGCACGGAGAUCCACCUCCGUCUGCUCGGGAACCUCACCUCCACGCGUCCCUCAACACCUUGACCUCGCUGUCUCUGAGACCCCAUGCUCCCCUGACCCAGCGGUUGGAGUCCAACACAUGACCUGCUGACUGCCCCCAACACUCAUCCCUCCUGGGUUACUGAAAGCUAGCAAGGGUCGGAGCGUGGUUCACGCUGGGUUGAUCUUCCGUUUGAGAGACUGGAUAAGGCGUUACAUUACGACCCCCUGCAGUGUGUAGCGGACCCGCUGAACUGCCCCAGUUGUUGUGCAAGUGUGUUGCUGGAAGGUCACUGUGUGUUAGCAUGUGGCGUGGCGCCCUCCCUGACGUCUGCGGCGGCCGGUGACUCGUGAGCGUCUUGAGAACUGAGUUGAACGUUAGAUGAAGUUGUAAUCGUCACACAGUCGUCCACAGAUAUGAGAGUCCCCACAAGGCAGCGACCUGCCGACCUCAGCGGAGGACCAGGCAGCAGAGCGACAGCAGGAGCGCAGGCGCCGAGCGCGAGCGUGGUGGCGCUCGGCUCUCGGCCCUCUGGACGCCGCUGGGAGGCCGGACUGAAGUCCUGGGGGCGCACUUGUUCUUCCUCCGGCUGGAGGCCGACUGCUGGUAUUUACCUCCCGGGGUGAAGUUUUUCUCCUCACCCUCCCGAAGCAGCUGCACCUCGUUGAGUCCCCCCUUUGCCUUGCGGCCCCGCCGCGUGCAGUUCCUGCGACUCCCCUUCGGGGGUCUGGGGAGAGGUGAGGGCGAGGGCAGGUUGUGCUGGUCGCCGUGAGGCAGGUACGGCCUCUGGUGAUGGUUGUGGCGAGCGCGGUGGCCGUUCAGGUGGUUCAGCGACUCGCCGUGCUCGGGCUCCGCCCCUGGCGUGCAGCGCGGCAGCUCCUCCUUCUUCAGCGUCUUCAGGUCCUUCCCCUCCAGCGGGGGCGGGGCGGCGCAGACCAGCGAGGAGGUGGAGCCUCUGAACCUCUGCAGCCAGUCCCACAGCGACAGGGCCUUGCAGUCGCACCUCCAGGGGUUGCCGUUGAGCCGCAGGUACUCCAGGGCCGGCAGGAGGCUCAGGCUGAGGCCCGGCAGCUCACUCAGCGAGUUGUUGAAGAGGUACAGCGUGGUCAGGCGCCGCAGGUCGUGGAAGGUCUGGACGUCGAUCCACUGGAUCCGGUUCUGAUGGAGGAGGAGCCGGUCCAGGACUCCCAGGCCUCGAAAGGUGUUCUGACGGAGACUCCAGAGCUUGUUGCCGUGGAGGAAGAGAUGGCUGAGGUUGAGCAGGUCGAUGAACAGGUCGUCCUCCAGGAACUCCAGCUGGUUGUCCUGUCAGGGGCGGAGACAGAGGGGAGAGCGGGUCAGUACAACCUGCACCCAGUGGCUCCAUAAUCUCCCUCAUCCAGACCUCGACAUGCUCUAAGUGGAUUAUAUGGAGAAGCACUUCUCCUCUGGCGGACUAGGAAGAGUGAGCUGCGGCUUUGUCUGAGCCACUUCACCCAGCCAGCUAAUGGCUAUUGGUUUUUCAUGUAUUUCCUUUAAUCUCUGGAGGCUCCAGUGUAUCAUCAGGAUAAUGCAUUCAUGAACCUGUCAUCCCUUGACCAGAGGCCUCCCUGCUGCCUCAGCUCCCUCUGAGGGGUCUGGGAUCUUCCAUGUUCCUCUAAUCUGUUCCUUAUCUUGACUGACCAAGAGCAUCUCACCUCAUUCAUCACUGAGGGCAACUGCU
This is a messenger RNA of Synchiropus splendidus (mandarinfish), 8690 nucleotides long. Its product is annotated as replication protein A 70 kDa DNA-binding subunit-like. NCBI's taxonomy places the organism in Eukaryota, Metazoa, Chordata, Actinopteri, Syngnathiformes, Callionymidae. The record is from RefSeq and is a predicted model, not a curated record. Gene Ontology annotation, molecular function: single-stranded telomeric DNA binding; damaged DNA binding. Gene Ontology annotation, biological process: double-strand break repair via homologous recombination; telomere maintenance via telomerase; DNA replication. The coding region runs from base 391 to 2808 and encodes 805 amino acids. The transcript has 21 exons. Gene Ontology annotation, cellular component: nucleus; DNA replication factor A complex.